AGCAAGAAGAGGUUCGCGCAUGCAAAUUCAUCGCAGAAGCGACAUGCUGUCCCUCACAUGCAAACCCCCUUGCACCAAACAGAUCGAUCUGUGAGGGAACGGCCCAUCUGAGGAGUCAAUUCAUUCAUUCAUUCAUCCAUUGGCUGCAGCAUUGUCCUGCAGUGCCCUGAGAUCCGCCUCGUGGUCACACUCAUGGUCUUCCCCCCUGAACGAUACCGGCUUCUCUUCCCGAAGAGUCUGAGACUCGCUGAUGUUCCCCUUGUCGGCCUGGUCGUGGCUCUGUGUGUGCGGAGGGCCGGCCUCUGCGGUUGGCUGGCCGCGCGGCGCAUUCGUAGUAUGUUUGCGAUGCAGUGUGUCGUGGAGCUCCCUGACGCGGUCGCGUGCUGUCCACUUGAGGGUGCUCUGGCGGGCGGACAAGAGGGUCAGCAUACUUACAUGCAAGUUCCACUCUUGCUUUCUGCCGUGUGUAUGUGCUUGCCUUGGGGAAGGGUCUCUCACAAAUGGUGCAGUUGAAGUGGUCGUUUCCGUGCUCGCAGCUGGCGGACUGCAGAGACAGAUAGACAGACAGACAGACACAGACUGGCAUAAAGCAUAUGUGCGGCCGCUGCCCGCCUACGUGUUGGUCCCGGAGAGCUUGGCUGUCUCGCAUUUGUUUGUCCAGGGCCUGGCGGACGGCCUUCUGCUGCUCACGGCGAGCCUGUAGCCCACCACACACACAGCAUUUCUUUCCUUCCAUUAGAUUGUCCCCAUUGUCCCCCGUCUCGCUUUGCUGACCUGCAAGCCCCUUUGUCUGUCCUGCUCCAUCUCCUCGGCCGCGCGGCGCACCGCCUCCUUGUCUUUCUCUCGCUCCUCAGCCUGAUACACUCAAAGAGAGACACAUGAUGCAUCGACCGGGUUUUGAUAGUGUGCACGACGACCCGCCCUUCCACCCACUCGCCUGUUUCUUGGCCAUGGCAUCCCUUCUCUCCAUGCUCUGCUUCCACGCGUCCUGCAGCCUCGAAUCGGGCGGGGGUGCGGGCGGCGGGGGUGCUUCACUUUGCAGAUGACUUGCCGCUUCGUCCUGCGUCUUGCGGCGGGCCUCGGCCAGCUCGUCCAUCUGACGCUUUAAAGCGGCGGCAUAAGCCUCGCGCGCUGCCCUGCAGUAAAGGCUUCAUUAAUGAGUCAUGGGGAGGGCGGCUAAGGUGUGUGCUGACUUUGCUUGAGCUCCAGUGAGGCACCUCUCAUCGAUGGGGAGUGAGGUGCCCGAAGCGUCACUAAAUGACAAAUACACCAAAAAGAGGACCAUGUGUGCCUUCAGUGCUGCAUGUGUGAGCCACUAACGGGCGCUUGCGCUGCUGCCUGAUCUUGUUGAGGUCUUCUCUCUGCUUGUCCAGAUGACUGCGAUAAUCAGACUUCUGUUUCUUCAAAGCCGCCUGGAGGUCAUCGGCCUCUCUCUGCAGCUCCUCAGUCGACGGCGGCGCCGUGCCCGUCUUCCUUGCCCUCUCAGCCCCCUCCCGCCGCAGCUGCUCAUUCUCCUCCAUCUGCUGCCUCAACGUGUCAGCAAACUGACGCCGAAAGGCAUGUGCGUCUGACUCACCGCCCCGGGCCACCUCACUGCCGAUGUCCAGGCUGGUCUGGGUGGGGCCCUUGUGCUGCUGGGCGGCCAUUCGCCUUUCCUCCAGGUCUCUCUUCUGCUGAUCCAGCAUGUCCUUGUACCUGUUGGUGCGGGCCUUGAUGCCGCCCCGGACGUCACAGCCAUCGCAAAUCCAUCCUGACUCGGCGGAUGCAGCGGUUAAUGGACGGAGGUCUGUGAUUUCUGGGGCAGGGAGGUCUGCGAUGGGGAGGGCCGGUGGGGCCUCGGCUGUUGCCAUCGGAAAUGACGAGGGGUUCUGCGUACCCCUUCGGGGGCGGGGGCAAGGUCCCCGUGAGAUUAACGAACGAACGAACGAAUGAAC
Molecule: messenger RNA, 1934 nt
Organism: Vitrella brassicaformis
Lineage: Eukaryota; Vitrellaceae
Source: the annotation of a GenBank genome assembly